This is a messenger RNA of Thamnophis sirtalis, 536 nucleotides long. The record is from RefSeq and is a predicted model, not a curated record. Lineage: Eukaryota; Metazoa; Chordata; Lepidosauria; Squamata; Natricidae.
AUGGCGAACCGUGUCAAAUGUGUCACAGGUGACACUCCGUGCCACUUUGAGGAUGCUCCAGGCCUCCGGACUGAAAACAAUGCUAAACCCCAUUUAUAUAACCUGAUUAAGAAAAAGAGCACACGGCACCUGCGCAUUGCUCCGCCGAGCAGCUGGAGCAGCGCGGAGGCUUACGGAGGCAUCGCAAGAGAAUGGGACCCUUCAGUUGGAAACCAAUGGAUUAAUUACAUUUCAUUCUGUGGACUUCGAAAUUAUGCUGAGCUGGAAGGGAAACUCAUUACUGAACUGAUCUAUGUCCACAGCAAGCUGCUGAUUGCUGAUGACAACACAGUCAUUAUAGGCUCUGCAAACAUCAAUGACAGAAGCAUGUUGGGGAAAAGAGACAGUGAAGUGGCUGUCAUUGUGGAGGAUACCGACAUGAUUCCUUCAGUGAUGGAUGGGGAAGACCUCAAAGUAGGAAGAUUUGCCCAGUCUCUUCGCCUUCAGUGCUUUAGGUACCACAGCUGACAGAAAAGACAGAGUAAAACCAAUCUACA